Molecule: messenger RNA, 450 nt
Organism: Aspergillus glaucus CBS 516.65
Lineage: Eukaryota; Fungi; Ascomycota; Eurotiomycetes; Eurotiales; Aspergillaceae
Exons: 2
Coding region: 1-450 (149 amino acids)
Source: RefSeq, a predicted model, not a curated record
AUGAACCAGAGCGCAUUUAACAGUAACUACAUCUCUCAGCUCGAAGAAGUGGGAGCAUGGGAACAUGACUCGCAGUACGCUCCAACCCCUGGGUACUUUCACAGCCCCUACACAACACCCUCCUCCUUCAGUCCCUCCCCGUCUAGUGCUGCUCCAGCUGUCCAAGUGGGAAGAUGGAAGGGUUAUGACGAGUACCCGCCAACCUGUAUCCACUACCUUAUAGAGUGGCGAGUGACGGUCAACAACCAGGUAGUAGCAAAGGACACGGAGGAAGACCUUGUUUUAGCCCCCAGUGCGUUCUGGCAGCUGUUUCUGGAGGAAAAAUUAGAAAAUGUUCUUCGACGAAAGGUUGCCCGCAAGGGUCAGGUGAGGGCUGAUGACACUGCCAUUGUCGUAUUGAAAUGGGGAUCGGGGGCCAGAGGUCCGGAGGAGUCGAUUAUCUGCAACUAG